Messenger RNA from Galendromus occidentalis (western predatory mite), 2460 nucleotides. Its product is annotated as peptidylglycine alpha-amidating monooxygenase. The transcript has 7 exons. Lineage: Eukaryota; Metazoa; Arthropoda; Arachnida; Mesostigmata; Phytoseiidae. Gene Ontology annotation, molecular function: protein binding; peptidylglycine monooxygenase activity. Gene Ontology annotation, cellular component: extracellular region; membrane. Gene Ontology annotation, biological process: peptide metabolic process. The coding region runs from base 126 to 1247 and encodes 373 amino acids. The record is from RefSeq and is a predicted model, not a curated record.
GGAAAGAGAAGUGUUUGACAGUCUCUUGCGCUGACUGCCCUUUGCUGUUACCUCGCCGCUGCUGCCGCCGGAUAGACAUAGAAUAGUCUAGCUGAUCAGCAGCAACAGUGCACCUCAGUGAAGCCAUGUGCGGCAUUCCGCAGUGGAGCCUUUGUUGGGCGAUUUUGGCAAUUGGUGUAUCGUCUGGCCACUACUACUACGACGAGGACCUCGCUCUACCCCGGAGUCUCAACCUGCGCUCCAUCGUACGCAAUGUUCUCGAGGAGCAACCAAACUUCAUCCGGGAGGAUCCAUCAUGGCCGAACAAGGAGAUCCUCCGCUCAGAGCUCAUGGGCGAAGCGUGCGGGAUCCACACCGAUUCGAGCGGGAAAGUUUUCGUGUUCCACCGUGGCUCCAACAUAUGGGACGAGCGAAGUUUCGAUUUCAAGAACAUAUUCCAGAAUCAGACUCAGAUCGUAGAGGAACCGGCGAUUCUCGUUUUGGAUCCUCGGAACGGCUCCCUGAUCGAGGCAUUCGCCAGAAGACGGUUCGUGCUUCCCCACGGAAUGUACAUCGAUUUCGAGGACAACAUAUGGGUGACCGAUGUUGCCCUUCAUCAGGUUUUCAAAUUCAAUAAGGGAUACAAGGAUCAUGCAUCGCUCGUUCUGGGUGACCGUUUCGUCCCUGGCUCAGAUGAAACGCAUUUUUGCAAGCCCACCGAUGUCGCCGUGACAACGAAAGGAAUCGUCUUCGUGAGCGACGGCUAUUGUAACCAGCGUGUGGUUGCCUUCCAUAAGAACGGAACUUUCCUCAAGGCGUUCGGUCAAGAAGAGAACAUGCUGGUCGUCCACUCUCUGACCCUCCUGGAAGCAAACGAUACCCUCUGCGCAGCUGACCGAGAAGGAGGUCGAGUGAUUUGUUUCGACGCCGGUAUCGAAAAUCCGGCCAACAUGGGACGUGUUCGAGGCAGAUUCAGCCUCGACGAGGGUGAGAAGCCCUAUGCCAUCGCAGCAAAGGGAGCGGUACUCUUCGGUGUGCGUCUCUACCAACCACCCUUCCAGCUGCCCGACUUGAAUUUAUACCAGCCACCAACUGGAUUCAUACGAGAAUUAGAAGAGGGACAGGACGCGAAGGUGGUCGCUUUCGAGCCACAGUCGGAGGAGUUUAAAAUGCCCCACGACAUCGUGAUCUCUCCGGACGGCUUCGCGGUCUACGUGGCGGACUGUCAUAAAAAUAGUCGUAAACGGCUCUACAAAUUUCUGAUCUAGACUCCCCGAAUCUUUUCGCCCGGAAGAUCGUAGCCGUCACUCACUCUGUAUGCCCCAACCCGAAAUUAGUUGUAGGAUAGAGUAGGUGGACGAAAACUAUAUUCUCAUCCCAGAGAGCUUGUUUCAACAACUUUUGAGUUUGACUCGCUUUGAGAAUGAACUCGUACGACAGCCUUCAGGGCGCGGAACCAAAGCCGUGUGUACCUCGUCUAAUGGAUACACGCAGAUUUAUGACUAGAGGAUGGCCCGUGUCGAACGAGGGAUUCCUUAUCAAAGAAUCUCAGGAUGUCCCUCCGCGCUGAGAGAGAAGGAUUUCGAGGGGGACGAGAAUGAGGAAAAUGAAGAUCCAGCGCAGCAGGUACUCAACUGUGAUAUUCUCCAACGACGACUCUGACGACAGCGAGACAAUGACGAUUCAGACGUGGGGUGAACAACUCUAACUACGUGAUACGCGCCCAGAAGGCUCAUUCCAUGAUGAUAAUUUGUUAGACCUAUGUUCGAUACCGAUUUCCAAUGCGCCAUGAGGAUGACUAGAGUUCGAAUUGCGACCGAAACUUCUGGUUUGACGUGAUCAUUGUUCCAAGGAAUGUUUUCCUUUUGAAUCAACAAUCUAGUCAUCGUGGAAUCAGGUUGCGGGACAGCAAUCGAUCAAUGAUACGGUUGUCUCACAUCGUUUCGCAAGGAGGCUCACUUUGAAGGCUCGAGGACUUUUCUCUCGAGCUACGAAAUCGAUUAAAGCCCCCAUCUAAGGACACACCGCGUUCGUUAGUAGCUGCCCAUCGCCUGAUCACCGAACGAUAACGCCGCCACCGACGCGCGGCAAAUCUCGUCACCUCUCCCUGGGCAAGUCGUUCCGCAUCAUUCGCUGUACCGGUUGGAUGGUAUAGGUUCCCAGCCCUUUCAAGUCGCUCAGGGUUUCUGCUGGCGAUAAGAACGACACGACGAUCAUGAAACUCAUCGAGAGCGUCUUUUCCGGACGCCUUAGACCAUAGAUCAUCUGAGAGAAGUCGUUGAUGAUCUUAAUAGAGAGGAUUCUCGUAUUAUACUGAAGAGAACAACAAACACCUGCCCUGCAGGAUCUGAGUUAAUCACUGCUGUUGUUCGAAGUUUUGAUCUCAGUCUGAAAAUUGAAACUAUAUCAUACUACUUAGAUAAUUCCACGUCGAACCUCUCUGUUGACUCCGAGCUCCGAUCCCAAGUCUAAAACGACAUG